Messenger RNA from Stylonychia lemnae, 1770 nucleotides. NCBI's taxonomy places the organism in Eukaryota, Ciliophora, Spirotrichea, Sporadotrichida, Oxytrichidae. The record is from the annotation of a GenBank genome assembly.
AUGAAAAUAAUAAAGGAGACCUUAAUUGCACAAAUACCUUGGGCUAACUUCGUUGCCACUUUAAGUUAGAGAGAGGAAUACUUUUUCUCCGAUCUCAUCUCAUUUGCAUUAGCACCCAUGUCAACAGCAGCUCCGAUUCAAUAAACUUAUCAAAUGUUCAUGCCUAAUAAAAUCAAAAAGGGAAGAGACUUCAAAAUCAAUCAUGAUCUUGCAAAUAAAAAGGAGUCAAACUCAUAGUCAGCAGUUUAGCUACAGUAAAUGAUCAAAAAUAUAAUGCCUUAAUCAGUCCAAAAUGCUCAAAGACAAGUUUCACAUUAUCAGGAUUAGAAAUAAUUCAUAUAUCCAGAUGAAAUUUAUACAGAUCCAGAUAUCUUUCAAACUAAGGAUGAAACUGACUAGUAUGAAGAUAGUCUCGGAGGUAGAGGCUUCUAAAUCUAGUCUCUAAAAAACAAAUAGCCUAGUUAGACCCUAUCCUAUUUUACUCCUUUGAUUAAAUAGUAAAGUUAAUAAUCUUUGAACAACGUGGUUGAUUAAAACUCAUAUAUAUCAACGAAUCCGAUCAACUAAUUCACCACAAAUAGAAGCAUAAACAGAUUGUCUUUCUCAAAUGAAAAGCGUAGAAGCUAAAAUGAUUCCAUGAGCAGUAAAACAAAGAGGGAUGAAUUGUAUAUUGGCAAGAAGCAGGAGAUGCCUAUUCAUCAAAGCAAAUAACUUAGUAAUGUUGAGUAACUUAAAAUGGCACUGUCCCCCUUAGGCGAUUAAAAGUAAUAAUCAAGUGAUAUGGUCUAUCUGGGAGGAUUUUUACUUAAGCCUCGUACUAAGCUUGCGACCUUUCAAGAUCCUAAGAAAAAGCAAUAAGGAGAUCAUGUUCCAAACCUAGAAGAUGACAAAUAGGACAAAUUGAUAAAGGUAAAAAGCUUAGAUAAAAUUGUAAAGCAACGUAAAAAUAGACAUUUAAGGACAAUUGACGCCGAAAAUGAUCUAGACCUUGUUGCUUUUUCAAGCUUGAAUGCAAAGGAUAGGCUCAAUUAUAUUAAAACAGUGAAAUUCCUUAAGAACAUAAAUCAGGAAAGACCACCAUCAAACCCUCCUGCCAAUUUUGAGCACUCUGUCUAAGAAUCUUCAAUUAAAGGUUCACUUUCAUCGCAUAGAUUUGCUGAUCCAGCUUUAGAUAUUGAUAGCCCUCAAACUCUUUAUCCCGUACAGAAAAUUCUAAUUACCCACAAAGAUAGUUCUGUAGAUUCCAUAGAUUCUAAUGACAACUCAAGUAAAAAGAAAAGGAAAAAUAGAAAAGUACGACAAUCCCCAUUAAGAAGUAAAAAGCAUCUAUAGGCUGCUCCUCCUUUAUUAAUUUUAAACUGCGAAAAAAUUCUCCCUAAAUAAAAAACUUAGAGACAUGAGCCUCCAAAACUAAACAAUGACAUAAUGGAUUAACUAGAUUAAAAUGAUACUCCAUCAAAUGAUAGUUCAUUCCAUAUUCCUUAAUGGAAUGAGACUCCAAUGCUUUCUGACAGAACAAUAUAAAUAAUGCAAUAAAUACACAAGUAAAAAUAUGGACCAUCUAAUCAUAAUAGAUUAAAUCACCUACAAUAUACCCCGAUGAAUUAGCCUAGCAUUUAAAUGCUUCCUUAAUAUAGUCAAGGAUCUGCCAGUAAUAACAUCAAUGCCUAUGUACAUACAAAUGAAGAAUUUACCAGAAGGAAAAAGUCCAAAAAGAAGGAAAAAGACAAUCAGCCAAAGAUGGAAUUAGAAAAAUUGACUCCUUGGUGA